Messenger RNA from Paramecium pentaurelia, 754 nucleotides. Lineage: Eukaryota; Ciliophora; Oligohymenophorea; Peniculida; Parameciidae. The record is from the annotation of a GenBank genome assembly.
AUGAAUAACAAUGAGUAUCUCCCAGUCAACAUUAAUGCUCAAUCACUUGCCUUUCCAUUGUAUAUGCCUCAGUUUAUGAAUUCCCAAUAAAUCUUUUUUCCUUUCAUGUACUACCAGUUCCCAUACUUUUAAUCUUUACCAGCAUAGCAAACUCUACCUCAACCUCCUUAGUCAAAUGAAAAAGCACAAGCAUAAAGUUGUUCUUAGUUUGUGACAGUUAGUGGUACACGAAUUAAGUUGAAUCUAAAAUUGAUUAAAGAGCUACCUUAAGCAACUCCAACCACCAUUCAUGAUGAAAAUGAAUCAGAAUUAAAUAACAAAUAGAUUGACAAACAUUUUAAAAUAAUUAAAUAGAGUAAGCAUAUUAAAAGACAUAUAUCAACUCGUAAUGUGCAAGUAAAUACAGAUUAGAAUAAUUAACCUUAUAAGUUCUUUUUUAGGAAAAAUGAUGGGUUUAUUCAUAUAGGAAAUGGUCAUUAGACUGAGAUGGUGUAGAGAAAAUUCAAUUUCAAUAUGAUGAGAAUGAAAUUACAAUAGUUUUAAGUUUGGGAUCAUGAGAAUAUGUCAUUAUGUAAGAAUUCCUUUAUAUUUAGAUGAUGAAAUCAAACAGCUAAUGAAUUUGACAGAUGAUAAAACACUGUAAAUAUUAUAGUCAUACAAAAACAUUAAGUUACUUCACAAAAAACUGAUGAGCAGAGAUCCAAUUGCAUAUGAGGAAGUCUAAAAUCUACUAAUAAAAAAAUAUAAUUAAUGA